AUGGAGGCUGAUGCCUUGCCAGUGGAGCUGUGGCAGCUCAUCUUGUCCUACCUGAAGCUCCCUGACCUGGGCCGCUGCAGUGCAGUCUGCAGGGCCUGGCAUGAGAUCGUCCUCAGCCUCGACAAAACGCACUGGCAGCAGCUCUGCCUGGGCUACCUCAAGCACAGGCACCCCAACUGGCCCAACCACCCUGAUGUGGAGCCGUGGUCCUGGAGGGAGACCUUCAAGCAGCACUACCUGGCCUCCAAAACCUGGACCAAGAACAUGCAGGACUUGGAGUCCUCCAACUGCCUCUCCCUCUUCCGGAGGAGGAAGGGCCGGCGCCAGCUCAGCGUGGGCACGGGGGGUGAGUUCAGCAGCCUCCGUGCUGCCCUGGCUGCUGCCAGCCCCUACGACCGCCUGGUGCUGCUGCCUGGCAUGUACGAGGAGCAGAACGAGGUGCUGCUGAAUGUGCCCGUGGAGGUUGUGGGGCAGGGCAUGCUGGGGGACGUGGCACUGCUGAUGAGCAUCGACCAGCACUGCCCCACCGCCCGCCUCUGCAACAUCCUCUUCUUGCCGUCCCGGUUCACCUCGGUGCUCUACAAGACAACCGCAGGCUACGUCCAGUUCGACAACUGCGCCUUCAAGAGUGGGCAACUGCAGAUCCAUGCGCCGGGGACGUGCCAGGUGAAAUUCUGCACCUUCAACCAGUCCAGCAUCCACCUUCGCAAUGUGGCCCUCUGCAUCCUGGAGAACUGUGAGUUCACCAGCAGCGCAAAUGCCAACGUAACCAUCGAGGGCUGCCCGAGCUCAAACCACAACUGGGCCUGCAAGCACAUGGCCAUGCUGGCCAAGUCCUGCGCAGCGCCCACGGAGCCCAGCACAGCCCACUGCCCUGGGGCUGAGCAGGAUGACUUGGGGGAGUCGCUGCUGGGGCCGGUGCGAACGUGCGAGAUCAUCGUUGGGGAAGGACGAAGCAGCUUUCUCUCUGAUGCGGGUGCUCAAGUCCUGCCUGGCUCAGUCCAGGAGGACGCUGAAUUUGAAGAGAACCUGUGGGCAGCAAAGGAGGAGGAGGAGGAGUACCUGGCCCUCGACUCGAACUCUAGUGACAGUGACUUAUGCAGUGAUGAUGAAGAGGAUGCCCAGGCUGUGUUCAGGGUGCCCUGCCAAACCCACAGCCUGAGUCAGACGCUUGCUGACCUGGCGGACAGCAGGCUGCAAAGCAACAGACUGCAUGACCUCCAGAGGGACCUUAAGCUCAAGUCUCUGCAGCAGGAGCUGCAGCAGGACAAGGAAGCCCAAUCUUUGUCCAACUCUCUGCAAGGCUGCAUCAUCCGACAGUGCCUUUUCAGGGAUGGGAAGGGAGGAGUGUUCAUUUAUUCACGAGGGCAAGCAAAACUGGAAGGAAACGUCUUCAGGAACCUGACCUACGCAGUGCGCUGCAUACAGAACAGUAAGGUUGUCAUGCUGAGGAACGAGAUCCACCACUGCAAGGCAUCAGGGAUCUUCCUGCGCCUGUCAGCCGGAGGCCUGAUUGCAGACAACAACAUCCACUCCAACUGUGAGGCUGGAGUGGACAUUCGUAAGGGAGCUAACCCCCUUGUUCUGUGCAAUAAGAUACACAGUGGCCUUCGCUCAGGCAUUGUCGUUGCUGGCAACGGAAAAGGCAUCAUCCGUAGCAAUCAGAUCUAUGGGAAUAAAGAAGCUGGCAUUUAUAUUCUGUAUAAUGGAAACCCUGCUGUGAGUGGGAACCAUAUUUUCCAGGGACUGGCUGCUGGAAUAGCAGUGAAUGAAAAUGGGAGAGGCCAAAUCACAGGGAACAUCAUCUGCGAGAACCAGUGGGGAGGGGCAGACAUCCGCCACGGCGGGGACCCCAUCCUCAGGAACAACCUCAUCUCCUGCGGCUACUCGGAUGGCGUGGUGGUGGGCGAGCACGGCAUGGGCUUCAUCGAGGGAAACGCAAUUUACGGCAACAGGGGCUGCGGUGUGUGGAUGACGUCCUCCAGCCUUCCGCACGUCAGCAACAACCAGAUCAGCCAUAACAGCAUCUACGGGGUGGCCGUGUUCUGCCGCAAGGACGACAACGGUGACCAGCCCCACGGGCAGGGGCAGAGGGGCAGUGAGAACUUCCAGGAGGAGAGGGAGGGUGCCAGCUGGGAGAGCUACAGCAUCGACGAGGAGGAGUACCCCGCUGCCUGGCACUCGGUCAGCGUGGCGCUGGUGGAGUUGAACAAUAUCAGCCACAAUGGAGCUGCUGGAUUGCACGUCAAGAGCAACGAACCACUCAACAUCUUUGCCAACAUAAUUCACACCAACCACGACAGCGGGGUGGCUGUGCUGCAGAGCAGCCAGCUGACACGCAUUACCAACAACAGCAUCUCCUGCAACAGCCGUGGAGGCGUGCUGGUGGAGGCUGAGUGCCAGGUGGAGCUGCGUGGCAACGGCAUCUAUGAGAACGGCAGCCACGGCAUCAUCUCCAAGGGCGAGGGCGUCAUCGCGGAGAACGACAUCAUCAGCAACCACCGGUGUGGCCUUCAGCUGCUGCAGGCAGCCGACAUGAAGGUGAUCAAGAACAGGAUCCAGUCCUUUCGGGACUAUGGGAUUGUUCUCUUUGAUGAAGCCAAGGGCCUGGUGCAGGAAAACAUAAUUUUUCAAGGGAGAUCCAAGAAAUCCAUUUUGCGGCCACCAGCAAAUGCAGAGGACUGCAUCAUCCAAAACAAUGUGCUUCUCACCCUCAAGAAAAGGUUUGACAUGGAGUGCAUGCUGACCAACCCCCCGGCACGGCCUCAUAUCAGGGGACGCCCCCUGGAGCCCCACGCCGUGGCCGGUGCUCAGAGGGUCUCCAACAUAACGACCAGGGUGGAUGGGGGCUGCCACAACCAUGGGAGCAUCUUCUGCACUGUUCUUUGACCAGGGAGGGAGGUUCUUCACCAGUGGGUCUGCCUGUCUUUUCUCCAGAGCUCUCGCAGCUCAGGGACAGGGACCCCCACUGGACUGUACUCCCUUUCCAUUAAGGAUUUUGCAACUUCAGUGGCACCUUGAUAAAUAAAAUAUAGCUGGGAAAACAGCUGUCAGUGUCUCCCUCUUUGCCCACUGCAAUGGCUAUGGGGUGAUUUACAAGUGAGCAGUUUCUCAGAGGAAAUGUGCUCCUGGCAGGACUGAUAUCCCUGG
Messenger RNA from Athene cunicularia (burrowing owl), 3150 nucleotides. RefSeq names its product F-box protein 10 (gene FBXO10). The transcript is spliced from 10 exons. The record is from RefSeq and is a predicted model, not a curated record. Gene Ontology annotation, molecular function: protein binding. NCBI's taxonomy places the organism in Eukaryota, Metazoa, Chordata, Aves, Strigiformes, Strigidae. Gene Ontology annotation, biological process: protein ubiquitination; ubiquitin-dependent protein catabolic process; regulation of apoptotic process. Bases 1 to 2889 code for a protein of 962 amino acids.